AUUAAAUUAAAUGGAGAUUGAAAAUAAAGUCCAGUCGGCAGAGAAAUGUCCUUUGCAGAUAAUUCAGCACAAUGACGCUACGUUUAUUGGUUGCGAUUCAAGCAACCGCGAUUUGGAAAAGUGCCGCAGCUGCCUCACUUCCUUCUGCCGUAAACCCAUUAAGAUUUACCAUAAUUCCCGGAACUAUCUGGCCUGCGAGGUCCAGAGAUCACAAUCUAUAAAUUCCAUAAAGUCACUGCCAGUCAAAUUUCCAUCAACACCAAAUAGAUCACUUAACACAGAAAAGGAUUGGUCGCAUGGUAAAAGGUGUUUACAAUGCGCAGCUCCCAAGUGCAAAACAUCUUCCAGAAGUUCCAUUCAGUCGAAAAAACUGAAAAAAGAUAAGAAGUCUCUGUUAAAGGAAUUUGAAAUAUACAAAAUUCCUAUCAUUCGACGCAAGCCUAUAAAACAAGCUGUACUAAGGGAAACCAAUAAGUACCGAAGGCUUCACAACGCCAAUCCCCUGAAAAUGGAUGAAAAACUUUGUUCCUAUGCACAGGAGUGGGCAGAUCAUUUGGCUGAUCUGAACAAACUGGAAACUCGACCUAAUCCUCUUUACGGCGAGAAUAUUAUGCGUGUCCGGAGAUCCAAAUUCUCCGUGGAUCAAAUACUGAAACUCUGGUACCAAGAAAAAUACAACUACGAUUACUUAAAGCCAGGCUUUAAUUUGUACACUGGACAUUUUACCCAGUUGGUUUGGAGAGAGUCAGAGUUCCUGGGAGUGGGCGUGGCAUGCGAUGUUUCCUCCAUUUGGAUUGUGUGCAAUUACCAUCCGCCUGGAAAUGUAAGCGAACAUUUCAGGGAAAAUGUCCUGCCUAGAAAAUUCCUUCUACUUAAAUCGGACUUGGAUGCCAAGGAAACUAGAAAAUCGAAACAUCACAAUUUAAAAUAGAAAAUGGUAAAUAAAACAAACAAAUACUGGACCUAG
Messenger RNA from Drosophila melanogaster (fruit fly), 967 nucleotides. RefSeq lists its product as uncharacterized. The record is from RefSeq and is marked reviewed. Bases 11 to 931 code for a protein of 306 amino acids. Gene Ontology annotation, cellular component: extracellular region. The transcript has 3 exons. Lineage: Eukaryota; Metazoa; Arthropoda; Insecta; Diptera; Drosophilidae.